This is a messenger RNA of Musa acuminata subsp. malaccensis (wild Malaysian banana), 1588 nucleotides long. RefSeq lists its product as uncharacterized. The record is from RefSeq and is a predicted model, not a curated record. Lineage: Eukaryota; Viridiplantae; Streptophyta; Magnoliopsida; Zingiberales; Musaceae.
UCUCUCUCUCUCUCUCUAGCCCCAGAAAAUGUCCAAGAAAAUGGCCACCACUGCAACCCCCGUCGACGGCAGUGGCGGCGGCCGUCAACUCCGGUCUCAUCGAAACCCUCUUCCCAGAUCGCCUCGAUUCCGAUCCCAGACGAGUCACGAAACCGUCGUUCUCGCUCUACCCACUUCCCUGCGCAGCAGCAAGAAGACGAAGCAGCAAAAGAAGCGGCCCAAGACCGCGCCCUCGGAGAAAGAACAGACGCCGACCUGCGGCAGGAAUCGGCGGCUGCCCUCGGCCUCACCGGACGCAGCGCCUCAGAGCCGGAGAAGGUCGCCCAGAUUUGCUGCCAGCGCGGCGAAGUGCGAGAGUGACAUGGGGUCAAGUGGAGGAGGAGGGAAAGAGAUUGUUCCUGCUUCGAGGAACGUGCGGCCUUCGAAGCCAGUCGGAGCGCCUCAGAUUCCGAGGAGAUCCCCGAGGUUAGCCUCUAUUGCGGCUGUUCACGCGAAGCAAGACGGGGUUCUUGAUUUGGGCGGAGGAGGGAACCCGGUGGAGGGUGCGGAGAAGGAAGGUGGGGGAAACAAGAGGACGAAAGUAGAAGUGAGGGCGGAGGAGGGGAAGGAGGUAGCGGUAAGAGCAUUGGAGCAUUGUUGUGGCCCCGAGGAAUGGACGGAAGAGCAAGAGAUGGCAUUGCGGAAGGCUUACUUGUCGGCUAGGCCGUCGCCACAUUUCUGGAAGAAGGUCUCCAAGAUGGUACCAGGAAAAUCUGCUCAAGAAUGCUUCAACAGAAUCCACACAGAGAUUGCAACUCCACCCCAGCAUCAACCUCGUUCAAGAGCAAUCAAAAGCAAUUGGUCUCCAAUAGGAAACGUUACCUUUUCAGACAAAUCUGUGGACAAUAUGAAGCUGAAGGUAAAAAGGGCAAGGAGCGGCAAACAAAAGAGUCUUGUUGCACAGAAGACAGUGAGGCACUUGCUAAGGCAGCACUGCUUGGCGGAUCAAACCAAGGAAGCAGAUUAUUUCUCGGUUCUUGAAACUUCACCAAGUGCAUUAGCAUUAGAUUUGCCCGAGAUUACAUCCCCUGGAACACCUGAUCGUAUGUUUACCAAUGCUGGUUUCCUCUUGAAGUGCAGUGAGAACUCUACAUCAGCUGCUCAUAAGAGGCUCUUGUCACGGUUCAAGACCAGUAAUGCAGAUCCAAGUCCUGAGGUUCUGAAGCAGAUUAAGAACGUGGCCUUGCACGAGAAGUACAUUGACCAUCUACAUUGCAGAGAAGCAAGAAGAAGAGCACAUCCUAGGACAGCAAACUCUGUUGCUGCUGGUAUGUACAACAAGGCCGGUAACGAUCCAGAACCUGGAGUUCUGAAAGCCGCAAGAGCUGCUUUGAUCGCUGAAGCGAAAGAAGCUAUCACUCAUUACCAAUUCGUGCAAUCAAACUUCGUAGAUCAUGAGGACGAUGGUGCUACAUCUGAUAACCUUGAUGGUAAUUCUGAUAAUGAUGUUGUAUGAUGAGGAAGUGAUUUAGGCACUACAAUGAAGUCUUGGUUGGUGUAAACACACACAUUCAUCAAUAAUCGAUAUCUUAGUUGAUAUUUUGAAGCA